CAUACCUUUUGCCGUUACUGCAUUUUAUUACCAAACAAAACCCCCGCCAACCUCGGACUUUGUCAUAAACCGUAAACUUUCAAAACAACUUUUUUUUUUCCCAAACACACAUAAAUACUGGAAAAAAUUACUUAUAUUGGUAUAUACAAAAAAAAGGUGGAAUUUUCUCAGUUUUUGUGUUGAUUUUUCCAAGAAUCUUCCUAGAGAAAAAAAGAGAUUCAAACACGUAUUCAAACAAAAUGUUACGUUCAAAAUCAAGAUCUGAUAUAGGACAAAGGAGCCAUUCUUCAAGAUUUUCAAGAGCAAUUUCUGCAUCAAAGCUUUGUAGAGGUGAUGCUUUGGGUUGUCAAAUUGAUUCAAACGCCCUUGUUUCUCUUGAAAGAAAUAAACCCUCUAAAGUUGACCAUUUAUCUGAGAAUCGGGUGAAUAAAAUUUUGCUGAUGCAAGAACAAAUGGGACAUCUUGAGGAGGAGUUGAAGGAGACAAAAGAGCAAUUAAAUUUUGUUGAAGGAGAAAAGAAUAGAGCAAUUCAAGAACUUAAGGAGACGAGACAAGUUGCUAAUGAGGCUAAUCAGAAGCUAAAUGAGGGAUUAUCACCUAAAAAAGCAGGGGAACUAAUUGCUGAACUUAAGGUUUUGAAGGAAUUGAAUUCUAAAACUCAAGAAGAAUUGAAGAUUAAAGAUAAGAAUAUCGAGUCGCUGAGGCUGGAGCUCGAAAGGGUGAAGAAAUACGAGGUCAAGUUAGCAGAAAAAGAUGCUAUGUUAGGAGGAUUGAGAGAGGAGAUGAAUCAUAUGAAAGCAUCUGAAGUUCAAGCAACAGAACAAUUGUCUGUUUUUAAGAAAAUGGUUAAAGAACUAGAAGUUGAAUUAGAGCAAAGGAAGUUAUCCGAGUCGAAAAUAUAUGAUUCGUUUGAGUCGCAGAUGAGGCAGUUUGAACAAGCUAAGAUCGAACUUGAAGAAGCCAAGCUCGAGAUGGCUUCACUUCACGAGAAGGUUGGAUCGCUAGAGACUUCUUCGAAGAGAAAUAGCGGGCGCCUUAAUGGUUUUUCCAAUGGGGAGAUCGCCAAUUCUGUGAAAAAGGAACUCGAAAGCCUUAACUCUGAACUUGCGUUGGCAAAGGAGGAUGUGGCUAAUGCGCAAGAGAGGGAGAAAAUUGCCCUUUCAAAGGCUAAGAAUUUGAACGACGAGAUAAGCUUGCUUAAGAAUGAAGUUAAGUUGGCUAGUGAGGCAGAGGAAAAAAGCAGAAAGGCGAUGGACGAUUUAGCAUUAGCAUUGAAGGAAGUUGCUACUGAAGCGUCAGAGGCCAAGGAGAAACUCAGUGCUACUCUAUUAGAGUUAGAACAAGUGAAAGAGGAAGCGGGAAAAUUGAAGGACAUGGUUAGAAAUACUGAGGCCAGAUAUCAAAAACUCUUGGAUGAGGCGAAAAAAGAGACGGACCUAUACAGAAAUACAGCAGACAGAUUGAGAUUAGAGACCGAGGAGUCACUUCUAGCGUGGAACGGGAAGGAGAUGGGGUUCAUCACUUGUAUAAAAAGAGCUGAAGAAGAACGAACUCUGGCUCAGCGCGAGACGGAAAGGCUUGCAGAGUCUCUUAAAGCAGCCGAGGAUACGACUAAAGCAGCAAAGGAAGAAAAGUACAAAUUGAGGGACAUAUUGAAGCAAGCUAUCAAUGAAGCGAAUGCAGCAAAAGCUGCAGCUGGCCUAGCUAGAGAUGAAAAUUCUCAACUCAAAGAUCGGUUGGCUGAGAAGGAGGAAGCUUUGCAUUUUCUCUCUAGAGAAAAUGAACGCCUUAAGACCAAUACACCUGCAGCUCAUGAGAAUGUUAACGAGUUCAAACGCUUGCCUUCUUCAUCGUCAGCAGAAUUCAGAACUAAGGAAAUGGUUGAGGAACAUAUAGAGGAUCAUAAAGUCAAGAAAAGUUUCAGUGCUGAUCUUAGAGAGCUGAAACUUCAAAAAGUUGGUGAUUCUGAAAAGGAUGAGGCGCUUAAGGGCUCAAUUUUUGAUCCAACUUCAGUCACACCGAAGUCAGAGCCUCGUACACCACAUUCCCUAUCUCAUCGCAGGAGAGCGUCUUCACCUGCUUUAGCAGAUGAUGCAGGAAAACCAAAUACAAAUCCAGAUUAUAACCAUUCCGAUGAAUCAGAUAGUGAUACGAAUUCUAGUAGUAGAAGAAAAGCAUUGUUCCGAAAAGUUGGUGACCUCAUAAUGAGGAAAAGUUUCCAUAUAUAAGAGAGAACCAUCUUUUGGAUAGUACCUUUUGUAUUAUAGAUACAGGUUGAAAUAGUACAGUUAUGAACAAUCCUACUCAUGCUAUACAAAUGUGUUUCAUUUAUACAAGAAAGUGCAUCCUCGAAGGUGUGUUCGUUUUCGUUCUCUUGUUUGUUUUUUCUGUAGUUUUAACUCCAUUUUU
Molecule: messenger RNA, 2409 nt
Organism: Nicotiana tabacum (common tobacco)
Lineage: Eukaryota; Viridiplantae; Streptophyta; Magnoliopsida; Solanales; Solanaceae
Source: RefSeq, a predicted model, not a curated record